Molecule: messenger RNA, 966 nt
Organism: Andrographis paniculata
Lineage: Eukaryota; Viridiplantae; Streptophyta; Magnoliopsida; Lamiales; Acanthaceae
Product: mitochondrial acidic protein MAM33
Exons: 3
Coding region: 92-727 (211 amino acids)
Cellular component (GO): mitochondrial matrix
Source: RefSeq, a predicted model, not a curated record
CACUGGCUAAUUUACAGAAACCCCAAAUGCGACUGUAAAUGCAUUCAUUUCAGAAUUCAGAGGUAGACGAAGCUCCUUCCAAGGAGUAGUGAUGCCGAGAGCCACGCAGAUUCUGCGGAGGGCCCAUAGAGCCAUUGAAGAUUUUGAUUUGCUCAAAAUUUUGGAGUCCGAGCUCAACCAUGAACUCUCUACCAUGCGGUACCAGGUUGACAAAACUGGUUCUUUCGGGGAUUUUGUGGUCCAAUACGAUUCUCCUCAGACGCAAGACGUUCUUUUGAGGAAAAAAUGUCCGUCUGGAGAAGAAGUAGCGGUCUCAGCUUUGUUAGGUCAGAAUACCAUCGAAGAAGAUAACCACUUGCCUAAGGAAGCUCUGAUGAAAGUCUGCAUAAUGAAACCCGGUUUGAGCUCUGUCUUGCAGUUCGAUUGUGUAACAGCUAACAAAGGGGACUGUGAAACUGAGGUCGACAUUCAGAGCGCACAUUACAUUCCAUCUCCAUCAUGCCUCGAUUCUUCAUCAUUUUACAAAGGUCCCGUGUACAGCGACUUGGAUCCGGUGUUGCAACAGGAGUUAAAAAAAUAUCUAGCGGCCCGAGGAAUCGAGGAGAACUUCGCCAGCUCCCUUCUUCUCCAUCUGCACAAAAAGGAGCAAAACCAAUACAUGAAUUGGUUGCAAAAGCUUAAGGAUAUGAUGGCUCGACCCACAGGUGAUCCCGGCAACCAAACUUAAAAACUUUCUGCUCAUUUCUCGGCCAAAUCUCACUUGACAUCGAAGCUAGGUUUGUCGAUUUUUUUGCUGAGUUUUUUAUUUGAGCAUUGAUUCGAUUAGACACCGAGGCAUAGAUCUUCUUCCCUUUGACGACAUCUUUACAUAAAAUUUCCUUAAUGAAUAGGAUUGUCGCCCUCGUCGAUAUAAUGAAAAGGCUAAUCUGAUAAUAUCCUCUAUCUAAAAUUUUGAAAUUAUACUCC